This is a messenger RNA of Schistocerca piceifrons (Central American locust), 5451 nucleotides long. RefSeq names its product transient receptor potential channel pyrexia-like. The record is from RefSeq and is a predicted model, not a curated record. The transcript is spliced from 15 exons. Gene Ontology annotation, molecular function: protein binding; monoatomic ion channel activity. Lineage: Eukaryota; Metazoa; Arthropoda; Insecta; Orthoptera; Acrididae. Gene Ontology annotation, cellular component: membrane. Bases 1 to 2883 code for a protein of 960 amino acids. Gene Ontology annotation, biological process: transmembrane transport; monoatomic ion transport.
AUGGCCACGGUCAAGACAGUAGAAGAUGUGCAGAAUGAGGUGUGCGACUCGGACAGCCUGGGGACGUCGGACCAGCGGUCCUGGGUUCGGCUGCUGGUGCGCGCCAUGGACGCGGGCGACGCGGCCCAGCUGCGCCGCCUGCUCGCCACGGAGUGCGCCGCGGGGCCCGACGCCGUGCUCUCCCCAGACGGCGACACGGCGCUCAUGCACGCCUGCCGGCUCGACCCGGAUGCCGUCGACGCAGGGGAGGUGGUGAGCACGCUGCUGGAGGCGGGGGCGGAGCCCAACCGGCGCGACUGCAGCGAGAGGUCGGCGCUGCACCACGCCGCCUACACCUCCAACGACGUGGCGUUGGCGCUGCUGCUCGAGCACAAGGCCACCGACAUCAACGCCGUCGACGACGAGGGUAGCACGGCGCUGCACUUCACGGCGGCGCCCUCGUGGACGAUCCGGAACCGCGAGCGCCACCUGCGCUGCAUCCGCCUGCUGGUGCGCGAGCCGCGCUUCGAGGUGAACCGACCCGACGGCCUGGGCCAGACGGCCAUCGCCACCGCCGUCCAGCUGCACUACGACGACCGCAUCAAGGUGAUGCUGGAGGAGGGCGCGGGCCGCGUCAACGUGGACUACUCGCGCGCCGUCAACGGGCGGCUGGUGCGCGACGCCAUCGCGGCGCGCUUCCCACAGCUGCGGCGGCUGCUGCCGGCGCCGCACGAGGAGGACCCGGCCUGCGGCGACCCGCAGCGCCGCCUGCUCGCCGCCAUGCAGCAGCGGGACGUCGACACCUUCUUCCAGCUGCUGCAGCUGCAGGACUCCGACAAGGGCUGCCGGUCGGUGGACCCAAACCACGUGUACGGUGACCCCUACUACAGCACGUGUCUGGAGAUGGCUUGCCGGCGGCGCGGGGACGAGGAGUUCGUCAGGGCGCUGCUGCAAGGCGGUGCGGACCCGGACACGCGGAACGAGUUCUCCGGCGUGCCGGUGGUGCAGCAGGCGGUGGAGAACGGCUGCGUGGCCGCGCUGGAGGUGCUGCUGGGAGAGGGCGGCGCGCAGCCCGGGGCCCGCGACCCCGCCAGCCACACGGCGCUGCACGUGGCGGCCCAGCGGCAGUGCUCCACCAGGGCCGACACCAGAGACGUUGUCAGGUGCGUGUCGCUGCUGCUGGACUGCGACGGCACGCUGGGCCCGGGCCCCGGCGCCGCCGUCGACGUGGACGCGCAGGACCAGUUCGGCGACACGGCGCUGCACGACGCGGCCCCGCUGCUGCGCAACCAGGAGGGCGAGCCGCCGCUAGCCUUCAUCGACGCCGGCACGCUGCGCGCCUUCCUCGACGAACAGCUGCAGAGCAACGGGCUCUCCCCGCAGGGCGACGACUACCAGCUGAUCUUCAAGUACGACUUCCUGCGCGGCCGGCCGUCGCUGCCCGGCAAGACGCCCCGCGAGAUGGAGCCGCUGGUGUACAUGAGCCGCUCGGAGAGCCUGCGCGCGCUGCUCACGCACCCGGUGCUCACCGCCUUCCUGCUCCUCAAGUGGCACACGGUGCGCGCCUUCUACUACGUCAACCUGGCCGCCUACACCGCCUUCGCGCUGCUCAUGACCGCCUACAUCGUGCUGCUCACCGGCGGCGCCGUCGACGACAGGGUGAUGCGCUGCAUCUUCAACAAGUCCUGCCUGUCCGCCGUGCUGUCCCACAUCGCGCCCGUCGGGGUUCUGGCCGUCAAGUCUGCAGCCAACGUGACCGCCGCACCACCAGCAGUGGUGGUGGAGACGACCGCCAGCUCACCGCCGAACGACACCGAAGUGGAGCUGGUGCGGAACGUCUACCUGGCUCUCGUCAUCAUAAGCGUGCUGAUCGGUCCGCUGAUGGCGGCGCUGGUGGCGCGGGAGCUGGUGCAGCUGGUGUCUUCGCCCCGGCGCUACGUGGCGCAGGCCGAGAACUACCUGGAGCUGGUGGUGCUGGUGUGCUCGGCCGCCACGCUCUGCAACGGCUCGCUCUCCAUCUACGCGGAGCGCCACCUCUGCGCCAUCACCGUGCUGCUCAUCUGGACUGAGCUCAUUGUCAUGACCGGCAAGCUGCCCUACCUCUCCAUGCAGCUGGAGAUGCUCAAGAAGGUGACGGGCACGUUCGCGCGCUUCAUGGCGUGGUACUCGCUGCUGAUCGCGGCGUUCGCGCUCAGCUUCUACACCAUGUUCCACGAGGACGGCGGCGACGGCGCGGGCGGCGACGGCGACGCCUUCUUCCGCGCGCCCGGCCUCACGCUGGUGCGCACCGUGGGCAUGCUGGCCGGAGAGUUCGAGAUGUCCAGCAUCCCGUUCCACCUGGCGCCCGGCACCAGCCACGUGGUGUUCGUGGUGUUCGUGCUGCUGGUGACCAUCGUGCUGCUGAACCUGCUGAACGGGUUGGCCGUGUCGGACACGAACGCGAUCCGCGAGGACGCUUCCGUGCUCAGCCUGGUCACCAUGGUGCAGCUCAUCGCCUUCUACGAGGAGACGCUGCACAAGCUGGGCUCACGCUGCCAUUUACCGGAGUUUGCUACCAAAUUCAUCCGUCGCCGUCACACAAUUUUUGAUCCGGACCUGCCACACAGACAGGUGCACGCGUUUCCAGCGAGUCGCGAGGUGAAGUUCCUGCUGGACGCCGAGACGACGGAGUGGUUCUCCAGCUACCGCGCCAGUCGCGACGUGCUGCACGCAGCUGCUGCGCUGGUCACGGAAGUGCACGAGGCCGGCGACGCGAACCAGCAGGUGGCGGACAAGGUGGCCGCCUGCGAGCGCUCCGUCCAGUCCGUGGUGCAGGCUCAGCGCGACAUGGCUCGCCUCCUCAGGCAGGCCGUGGCCACCAUGCAGGAAAUGCGGCGCAGGGGACUCCACGACGACAGUGACUAGGGGCCCCGUCUCGAUCAACUGCCGGCACUGACGUCUGAAGGCUCCGGUCUGUAGGUGUCUCAAUGUGGGCUCACCUACCAUGGCGGAGUGUUCCAGGACGACAUCGACUAUGGGCUUCAUCCAGGUCAACUACUGCCACUAUCAUCCGAAGACUCCAGUCUGCAGGUGAAACACUGUGACUUCACCCACAGUGUGGCAGGGUGUUCUAGUCGUCAGCAACUAUGGGCUCCAUCCAGGUCAACUACCGCUACUAGCGUCCAAAUGUUCCAGUCUGUAGGAGUCCCAGUGUGGGCUCACCUACUGUGGCAGGGAACUCUGGGACGACAGCGACUACUGACUCCAUCCAGGUCAACUACUGCUACUACCAUCCAAAGACUCCAGUCUUCAGGUGAAACACUGUGAGUUCACCCACUGUGUGGCAGGGUGUUCCAGGACGACAGAGACUAUGGGCUCCAUCCAGGUCAACUACUGCCACUAUCAUCCAAAGACUCCAGUCUGCAGGUGUUACACUGUGAGUUCACCUACUGUGGCAGGGUGUUCCAGGACGACAGUGACUACAGGCCCUGUCCAGCUCAACUACCUCUACUAGUGUCCAGUAUCACGUCGUGAGCUUAUCUACUGUGACUGAUGGUUCCACAGCGACAGUAACUGGGGGUCCUGCUAGCCCAAUGGCCUUUUCUAGAAUUUGUCCCAGUUUCGGUCUUGUCAACCAUCACUAGGAACUCCUGGCACAAUUACAGUGUCUGCAGCCUGCGGUCUGUAGGCCUCUCACAGAGUGGCUUGUUAUCUGUGACGUCACUGGAAGAGUCGCCAGUAGGUUUAUUAUAGUGUCACAAAUAAUCUUUCACUCUUCAUGGGAUUUACCCUCUUGUGAAACUUUAUUGCAUAUAGGAACUAUCUGCCAUACAGGAGUCCGCAACUUCACUUUUGCUUUUGUUGGAUAAAAUUCUUAUGGGGUGAAAUACCCAUACCUCUUUGGUUUUCAGAGGAUCUGCUGCUUCGACUUCUCUUAAUUCCGAGAGCUCCACUCGCCGAAACUUCCGCACUGCCAUAGGUGCUAUCCCAGACCUCGAUGAAGGCACUGCGGAUGCUUCUGAUCUCACGAAACGACCGAAUCCGUAGGUGAUCUAGAAAUAUCUCCCAGAUAUGAAUAUUAUUUGAAAAUUCUAAUUGAGAGGUUAUGGAUGAACCAUCUGAUAUCUAAUACAGGCACUAUAUUUCCCCAGUUGAGGCACUAAUAAUGUACUUACUGUUAAAUGUGGUAAACUAUUAUACACGCUUGUAGAAGCUCGUACUAAUGAAACUCGCGGGUGACUGUCACCUGCAGUGCCCCAGCUCCACGUUUUUUAUUCACUGUCCGAGUGGUCAAGGCGAGCUGUUUGGAAUCUCGGCCCACUACACAGCUGAUGUCUCUUCAGCCAGAUUCUAGGGCACCCGGACUGGUGUAGGGUGGUUCUCUAUUGCAAGGAUUUGGGACAGAAUUUCCAGUUCCAGCUUUUUCCUUUCAACCAGUGAAUACCUCCUAAAGAAUUUCUCUGGUUGGCCUUUUCCAAGACGCCUUUGCCUGUGGUAAUGCAACACCUCAUCCUCCUUGCACCAUUUGCGAACUGUAACCUACUUUUCUUUUGCUCACACGUGUAGCGCUCUUUUCUGAUGUCUCAGAGCAAACCAAGGACAGAUCCAAUCGUCCAUACAUACGUCACUUAUGGUAAAAAUACUUUGUAUUUAGUGACAGCCACGAUGUAAGUGGUACAGAUAAAACAAAUGAAAUAAAAACAAAGGAACAUAAAAACACCAGCUAUACUAUAUGGGUUCACUAAAACAAUGCCUGGUUAGUGAGACAAUUGAUUCACAGUUUUUGUGUUAGUGAAACUCCCAUUUCACGUAUCUUUACGGAAAAAAUUCAACGUCAUGAAGUAAUCUUAGUAAGGGAAACUAAUGCUACGUAUUAGACCCUCGUCCACCCCAAGACCGAGUCUCGCCUGAUGGCGUUGCUAACACGUGAUGUGGUAAGGAAAGUAAAUCUACAUCUCCAAGUCGUCUUUCUGUGCGAGCUAUGAGUUCUUUUACAUUAUUACAAUGUCCAUUUUUUCCUCUGUUGGCGGCAGUCAACAAAAUGUUUUAGCAUUCGGAGGAGAAAGCUGGUGGCUGAAAUUUAGUGAAAAGAUCUCGACGAAAGAGUAUUUGUUUGAAUAACUGCCACCCCAACUCGCGUAUCAUAUCAGUGACACUCUCUCCCCCUUUUCGUAAUACGAAAAGAAUAACUCUUCUUUGAACGUAUUCGAUGUCGACCGUCAAUCCAAUACGGUAGACAACAUACUACCCAGCAAUACUCUAGAAGAGGACGGACAAGCGUAGCGUAGGUGCUAACUUUUCGUUCGCCCUACCCAUAUUUUCUAUGAGAUGGUUCAAAUUUACGUUGUUCGUAUUUUUAAUCUCCAGGUAUUUAGUUGAAUCGACUAACUUUAACCUUUAUAAGGUGUUCAGGUCUAUUUUAACCCACAAGGAUCCUUCAUAGCCUAUCAUUUUGUAACUAUUUUGUUUUAAUAAAUUUCCUUCAUUGUCUUA